Messenger RNA from Cephus cinctus (wheat stem sawfly), 1557 nucleotides. RefSeq lists its product as uncharacterized. Gene Ontology annotation, molecular function: nucleic acid binding. NCBI's taxonomy places the organism in Eukaryota, Metazoa, Arthropoda, Insecta, Hymenoptera, Cephidae. The record is from RefSeq and is a predicted model, not a curated record. The transcript is spliced from 2 exons. Bases 26 to 1381 code for a protein of 451 amino acids. Gene Ontology annotation, biological process: DNA integration.
GAUCGAAACACAAGUCUGUUUAGUUAUGGAAAGCUUUCCCAUUUCUUUAGAUAAAAAAGAUCAGUUUAUAAAAGAAACUGAGGCUGAUGAAGAAAUGCAACUGCUAAUCAAAUAUAUACAAGAAGGCUGGCCUACCACUAAGAGUCAGGUUGCGAGCACUGUUAAACAGUAUUAUAAUUAUUCUAAGGAGUUAAGUAUCAUAGAUGGCCUAGUAUUUAAAGGUAACAGACUAGUCGUGCCUAAAAGUUUAAGAAAAGAAAUGUUAAACUUAAUUCAUUUUAAUCAUCUAGGCAAAGAAAAGUGUAAAAACAGAGCGCGUGAAAUUCUGUUUUGGCCUUUGAUGAAUAAAGAAAUUGACGACGUUGUAGAUAACUGCGCAAUCUGCAAUAAGUACAGAAAAGGCAACGUAAAAGAAACUCUAAUAAAUAGAGAAGUUCCAGACGGACCCUGGGAAACGUUAGGUGUAGACAUAUUCUACUACCAGGGAUUCUCGUUUUUGUUGAUUAUCGAUUAUUUCAGCAAAUACGUAGAGGUAGCGAAAUUGCGAGACAUGUCCAGCUGCUCUGUAAUUAGUGUGUUAAAAUCGCAAUUUGCUAGACAUGGCGUACCGUAUGUAAUGUACUCAGAUCCGGGUACACAAUUGAACAGCGCAGAAAUGUCAAAGUUUGCUGCAGAUUGGAACUUCACUUUGAAAACGUCAAGUACAAAGUACUCCCAAUCAAAUGGGAUGGUUGAAAGGCACAUUGCCACCAUUAAAAGAAUGUUUAAAAAACUUGAUGACGAUCCAGGUAAAGAUCCAAAUCUUGCAAUGCUAGAGUACAGAAACACUCCAAUAGGCGAGGGAUUAAAAUCACCUAAUGAAAUAAUGUUUGGUAGGAAAAUUCGCGGAAUUUUACCCAAUAAUAAAAAUUUUGAAAGAGAAAAAGAGAAUAGAGAGAUUAAAGAAAAAUUAAUAGAUAGACAGUUGCGUCAAAAGGAAUAUUACGAUAGAAAUGCGCACAAUCUAAAACCUGUAAAUAUAAAUAACAAAGUGUACGUAAAAAAAGAAUUAAAUAAACCGAUGGUCCCAGCUAGAGUGACCAAGAUCUGCGAUAGGCCGAGAUCCUAUGAAGUGCAACUGCCUAAUGGUAAUGUAAUUGAAAGAAACCGCAGGCACUUGCAUGGUCCGGUUUACAGUGACGACUGUAAUAGCGAUAGCGCACAUGAUAAUGUAAACGAGCAUACAAAUGAAAAUGUUCGUGCUAGCUCACCGGCCAAAAAUGUAAAUACACCAACUAGAGAUGUAAAUAUACCGACGGGAGCUAGUCCUAAAGUAAACAUGCGAACACGCUCGGGUCGUGAAAUUAGAAAACCCGAGUACCUAAAAGACUAUGUACAAUAAAUGUAUUAGGUCUCCCCAAAGGAGGGAGAUGUGAUGAUAUGUUAGCGAUCUAGGGUUGGCAGCACUACUCACGCACUCACGCGCCUGCCUCCCCUCCCGAUUAAGGCAGUCUAGCCCGAGCGCCUCAUGGGCUCACACGCGUCCGGUCUCCGCAUCCCGCAAUUAUAUUAAUAAAG